UCCAGCUGUUUGACAAAUAGAAAUUACACUGACGUGGAUUUUAAAACACACAAGUUCAACCUAAAUGAGCGUUUAGGUUAUUCCAUAAUUAUUUUAUCAUCUUUAAAUUAAUCCUACGGUGAGAAAAUGAAGAUAACAGUGGUUCUAAUAAUGAUAUGGAGCUACAUGGCUCUAUCUGCAAACGGUUUAGCAGUGAUGUCAGUGGAUUUGGGUUCUGAAUGGAUGAAAGUGGGCAUUGUUUCACCUGGUGUCCCAAUGGAGAUUGCCCUAAACAAGGAAUCCAAACGUAAAACCCCGGCUGUACUGAGCUUCCGCGACAACAUACGACUUUUUGGUGAAGAUGCUCAAACUGUUGGAAUCAGAUUUCCCAAAAAUGCUUAUCAUUAUUUACUGGAUCUCCUUGGCAAAAAUAUCAGUCAUCCUAUUGUUCAGUUGUACAAACAGAGAUUCCCCUACUAUGAUCUUGUGGAGGAUCAAGAAAGAGGUACACUACUGUUUAAACAUGACGAUGAGACCUUUUAUAGCCCAGAGGAGUUGAUUGCUCAGAUGUUGGUCAAAGCUAAGGAAAUGGCUGAGGCUGGUGCUCAUCAAAAGAUUCAAGAAUGUGUUAUGACUGUUCCUGGUUUCUUCAAUCAAGUGGAAAGACGUGCUUUACUUCAAGCAGCUGAUUUGGCUGGUUUAAAAGUGUUGCAACUCAUUAAUGAUUAUACAGCAGUUGCUCUCAAUUAUGGCAUAUUCCGGACCAAAAAUUUUAAUGAAUCUGCACAAUAUGUACUGUUUUAUGAUGUAGGUGCAUCCUCAACAUCUGCAACAUUGGUCAGCUACCAGACUGUAAAAGUGAAGGAUCGUGGUUAUGUGGAAACUCAUCCGCAGCUCACAGUUCUAGGUAUGGGUUUUGAUAGGACAUUGGGAGGACUUGAAAUUCAAAUCCGACUCAGAGAUUAUCUGGCGAAAAAGUUCAAUGAAUUGAAAAAGACCAAAAAUGAUGUGUUCAAAAACCCCAGAUCCAUGGCCAAACUGUUCAAGGAAGCUGGUAAGUUAAAAAAUAUUCUGUCAGCUAAUGCAGAGUAUUUUGCUCAGGUUGAAGGUCUGAUCGACGACAUCGACUUUAAAUUGUCUGUAACUAGAGAAACACUUGAAAAUCUCAUCCCAGACCUUUUCAAUCGUAUUACGUUUCCCAUUGAACAGGCUUUGAAAACUGCGCAUCUUUCUUUGGACGUUGUCAGUCAGGUUGUGCUGGUUGGAGCUGGUACUAGGGUACCAAAAGUUCAAGAAAUCCUACAAAAGUAUGUCAAACAAGAACUAGCUAAAAAUUUAAACACCGACGAAGCGGCAGCUAUUGGGGCCGUUUAUAAAGCAGCCGAUUUAAGUACCGGAUUUCAAGUCAAGAAGUUCAUUACUAAAGAUGGUGUUGUUUAUCCGAUUCACGUAAACUUCGAUCGUGAAGUCGACGGUACCACCAAACAUGUAAAGAGAACUUUGUUUGGACUGAUGAAUCCGUAUCCACAAAAGAAAAUAAUCACCUUCAACAAGCACACAUCAGAUUUUACCUUUAGCGUCAAUUACGCUGACUUGGAAUACCUGCCAGAAAAUGAAGUGUUCAAUCUUGGGACGACCACUUUAAGUGAAUACAAACUUACCGGCGUUGCAGAAGUCCUGAAGAAAAACUCCGGAGAAAACUUCGACUCUAAAGGCAUUAAAGCUCACUUUAACCUGGAUGAAUCUGGACUUCUGAAUCUGGUCAAUGUUGAGUAUGUUGUUGAGAAAACGGUAACUGAAGACGAUGAAGAGGGCACAUUCUCCAAACUCGGCAGUACAAUUAGCAAACUGUUCGGUGGUGAAGAGAAAAAAGCAACGGACGAAGAAAACCCAGAAGACGCUGCUAAAGAAAAGGCAGGUGAACCGGAAACUAAACAAGAAGAAACAGCACAAAAAUCACAAGAAACUGAAGAAAAGUCUAAACUAAACGAAACCGAAAGUAAUAAUUCAACAGAAAAAGACGCUCCAAAAGAAGUAAAGAAACCAAAAAUUGUUACCAUCAAGGAACCCAUUGAGGCUAAGGAAGAAAUAAUUUCAAUUAAUCCAUUGUCAGCCAAACAAUUGGAGGCGUCAGCAGAAAAAAUCGCCGAACUCAACAAAAUCGAAUACGACAUCAACAGAAGAGCUUCAGCAUUGAACAAUCUAGAAAGUUUUGUGAUCGACGUUCAAAAUAAAUUAUACGAAGAUGAGUUUGCUGAGGCUGCAACUGAAGAUGAGGCUGAAAAGAUCAAGAAGUCUUGCAGUGAAGUGUCUGACUGGUUGUACGAAGACGGCUCCGACGCUGAUGCCGACACAUACGAGAAGAAACUCAAGGAAUUAAAGACCUUGACUAAUGACUUGUUUGGACGUGUUUGGGAACACAAAGAGAGACCGGAAGCUUUGAACGCCUUACAUUCAAUGUUGAAUCAUUCAUCUCAUUUCUUAAUCACUGCUAAAAACUUAACCAAAACCACCAAUCCUGAAAAAGAUGUGUUUACUGAUGCUGAAGUUGAAGCAUUGGAGAAAUUGAUAAGUGAAGUAACCGAAUGGAGGGAUAAGCAGGUGAUGGAACAAGAUAAACUGAAAAAGAGUGAUCCUGUUAAAUUGACCGUUAAGUCGUUGACGGAUAAAAUGGCUGCAUUAGACAGAGAAGUUAAAUAUCUGGUAAAUAAAAUAAAGUACUGGAGACCAAAAAAGAUUGAAAAACCAGUUGAGGAAAAAACAAGUGAUGCCACAGAAAAACCCCUAAAGGAGGAUGAAGAGAAGGGAGAGGAAACCAUUGAAGAGCCAGAGACUGAAGAAAAAGAGGAAGAGAUUGUUGAGGAACCGGUGGAAGCUACGCCGAAGCAAAGUGAAAAGGAACAUACAGAACUAUAAUUAGUGUAUGAUUAUGUAGUCUAUAAACAAUUCUAUUGUGAUUUUCGUCACAGUUAAUGUGCAACAAAAGCAAACUUACCCCCUUCAAUAUACUUGUAUUCGUUUUAGUAUUCAAUGACGGCGUAUUUGUAAUAUAUAUGUAAAAUGUUAUUUUCAGUUUGUCAAUUAAUUUGUAUUUUGUCUAUUCAAAAUAUUUGAUUUGUAUUAUCUAUUCAAAAAAGGGUGGAAGAACUGGGGUGCAUUAUCAAGUUUAUUUUUAUAUUUUUUUCUUUAACACAGUUGAUUGUGAUAUGAAUGUUAGGUUGUUUUUGAGAAACAAUGUUGGUUCAUUCCGGGCACCUUAAUUUAUUUAUAUGUAUAUGUAAUUUAUUACCAAAUAAUUAAACCAGUGAUUUUA
Aethina tumida (small hive beetle) is the source of this 3292-nucleotide messenger RNA. RefSeq names its product hypoxia up-regulated protein 1. The transcript is spliced from 2 exons. Bases 127 to 2895 code for a protein of 922 amino acids. Gene Ontology annotation, molecular function: ATP binding; ATP-dependent protein folding chaperone. Gene Ontology annotation, biological process: negative regulation of hypoxia-induced intrinsic apoptotic signaling pathway; endoplasmic reticulum unfolded protein response; cellular response to hypoxia. NCBI's taxonomy places the organism in Eukaryota, Metazoa, Arthropoda, Insecta, Coleoptera, Nitidulidae. The record is from RefSeq and is a predicted model, not a curated record. Gene Ontology annotation, cellular component: endoplasmic reticulum chaperone complex.